AUGAGGCACCGCGACCUCGGCCUAGAGCAGGAGAAGGAACAGAGGGACACUCCCUUUGGACAGAUGCCAGUGAUAGAAUUCAAUGGCAAGCAGUAUGCUCAGAGCAUCGCCAUCGCUCGGUACCUGGGCAACAAGUACGGUCUGGCUGGAGAGACCCUUGAGGACAAACUGGAGAUCGACCAGAACGUCUACCUCAUCAAUGAUCUUCGUACGAAGGCUGCGUCGGCAAAUUACGAAAAGGAUGAGGUGAUCAAGGAGCAGAAAUACAAAGAGUUCUCCGAAGGAGUUUUCCCAGACUCCCUGGAAAGGAUAAAUGCUCUCAUCAUUAAGAACAAUGGCUACAUCGCUUUAGGAAAGGUCGUGGACAGAGUAUAUUCUUUACCCAGCGUCAAGGCUUAUGCUAAUGCAGUUUCUGCAUAG
Molecule: messenger RNA, 420 nt
Organism: Spodoptera exigua (beet armyworm)
Lineage: Eukaryota; Metazoa; Arthropoda; Insecta; Lepidoptera; Noctuidae
Source: the annotation of a GenBank genome assembly